Molecule: messenger RNA, 810 nt
Organism: Cetraspora pellucida
Lineage: Eukaryota; Fungi; Glomeromycota; Glomeromycetes; Diversisporales; Gigasporaceae
Source: the annotation of a GenBank genome assembly
GAUAAAGAAGAGGAAGAGAAUGACAAAAGAGUUCGCAAAAGAGAUCGCAGGCAAGCAAAGUUGCCACUAUCACCUACAAAUUUUGAGCCACUAGCCCAUCCAAAACAGCUUCACAAAGAGUUCAUGAAUUUGCCCCCAUACCAUAAAGUCACCAUCAAUACGAAUUCAUAUGCAUUAAUUAAUGGCGCUGAUGUUCUUACUAGUUCAAAUGUUUCGAUUAACGAGAUGAUGAUCAGAUUUUCAGGAAGAAGUGUUCACAUUGUCCAAAUCAAAAACAAACCAAUUCCAGAAGGAUACAAGGUUUUGUCACUUUGUGAAUCUGGAUAUACAUAUACUUUCUUGCCAACUUCCUGUAUUUACCCAAGUGAUGUAGAAAAAGCUCUUCAGCAAAUUGGUGUUGGCUCCUACGUACAUUCUGGUGUCAUAAAAAAUAGGGUGUUGGCUGUGUUCUGGCAGGACAAUGGUUCAGUCACAAUGCUGUCAACAAUACAUAGUCUUGUUGGCAAUGAGUGGGAAAUAGAACAAGUACGAUGGUGGCCAAGGGAAACUAGCACUAAUGCAACAAAAGUGCAUGCAGUAUUUGGCUCUCAAUCAAAGAAAGUAUUAAAGAUCCCCAAGAUAAUAGAUGAUUACAACCAUUACAUGAAUGGUUCAAUGCAAGGUCAAAAGGAAUUUCGCCUUGAACUUGUUUGGGAUUUAAUAAAUCUUGCAAAUAAUGUUGGUGACAAAGCAUUUCGAGCUUCCAAACCAACAGUUUGUGCCUGGCAACCAUUUUUUAGAGUGGAGACAGAGGCGAGAGUCAUGUUUGUG